GACACCCUGCAGAGCCUCUUUAACGCAUCCAGUAGAAAUGACAAACCAGAGGCGCUCCACGGGCCAGCAUGUCAAAUAAUAACAAUAAUCAUGGGCUUUAGACACAGCAUCUCGUCUGAGACUCACACCCUCAGACAAUAACUGAGCAUCUUUGGGACGUUUUUUGAGGGUCUGUGGACGCCCUCGAAGUUGGAGUUGGGUCGCCAAAUGGAUGUCGGAAUGAAACCUCCACUUAUAUCGGACUGAAACAAGGAGGGAAAGAAAACCUGCAUGUUCAAGUUUCCUGCUCCAACCAGAGGGGCAUCGCUGCGUGCGUGUUGGAUGUGUGUGUGGAAGUGUGUGCUGGCUGCGUGUGUGUGCGCAGCGGCGGUGGUCUUGGUGGUGGCCGCGGGAAGGGAAGUUUAGCAGCGUGAUUUGUCUUGUUUCCCUCUCUUCUGUUGCGUUGUUCUCCAUGUCACACCAGGGGACAGGCGGAUUAACGUUUCCCUGAUGAGAAUUAAUCAUCUGUGCAGAGGCUCUGUGAUCGUGACUGUGAUGAUGAUGUCGAGUAAGAGCGUGGAGUGGCUGCAGGAGGAGCUGGAGUCCGGGGCCAGCUCCCUGCUGCUGCUGGACUGCAGACCCCAUGAGCUGUACGAGUCCUCGCACAUAGAGUCGGCCAUCAACCUGGCCAUCCCGGGCCUCAUGCUGCGGAGGCUGAAGAAGGGCAACCUCCCCAUCCGCUCCAUCAUCCCCAACAACGAGGACAAGGAGAAAUUUGUGAAGCGGUGCAAGACGGACGUGGUGGUUCUGUACGACGAGGCGACCCCGGAGCGGCAGGAGUCCGGGCUGGGAAGCUCCGUGCUGGGGCUGCUGCUGCAGAAACUGCGGGACGACGGGUGCAAGGCUUUCUACCUGGAGGGGGGCUUCAACAAGUUCCAGUCGGAGUACCCCGAGCACUGCGAGACCAAUUUGGACUGCUCCUGUCCCAGCAGCUCCCCCCCAGCCUCCGUCCUCGGCCUCGGGGGUCUGCGCAUCAGCUCCGACUGCUCUGAUGGAGAGUCAGACCGCGAGCCGGGCAGCGCCACAGAGUCAGAGGGCAGCCCGCUCCCCAGCAACCAGACAGCGUUUCCCGUCCAGAUUCUGCCGUACCUCUUCCUGGGCUGUGCCAAAGACUCCACCAACCUGGAUGUGCUCAGCAAGUACAACAUCAAGUACAUCCUCAACGUGACGCCCAACCUGCCCAACAUGUUCGAACAUGAAGGCGACUUCAAGUACAAACAGAUCCCCAUCUCCGAUCACUGGAGCCAGAACCUCUCUCAGUUUUUCCCCGAGGCCAUUUCAUUCAUUGACGAGGCUCGCUCGAAGAAGUGCGGCAUCCUGGUGCACUGUCUGGCGGGGAUCAGCCGCUCGGUGACCGUCACGGUGGCCUACCUGAUGCAGAAGCUCAACCUGUCGCUCAACGACGCGUACGACUUUGUGAAGCGGAAAAAGUCGAACAUUUCCCCAAACUUCAACUUCAUGGGCCAGCUGCUGGACUUUGAGCGGACGCUGGGCCUCAACAGUCCCUGUGACAACCACUCCACCUCCCCGACGCACGAGCAGCUCUUUUUCACCACCCCAACCAAUCACAAUGUGUUUCAACUGGACACGCUGGAGUCCACAUGAGGAUCAGACGAGGGGGGAACUGUCCCUUUCUUCGACAGGUUAAAGGUGGUGUUGUUACCAUGGUAACAAGCGGCUGCACUGGAGGGAGCAGCCAGUUUGAAUUAAUGUUUUAGCCUCCGAGGGCUUGUUGUCUGCAAGCCUGGCCACGGAGCAGCGUCUGAGGGGCAGGAGAGGUCACAGGUGGCACGUUAAAAAGGAGAUAGGGUGCUUUUUGACCCGGAGAGAUAACUGACAGCUGGGUUAAGGAUGGCAUCCUCCUCAGGAGAUGAUUGAAAUUGAGGGAGGAAGAGCUACGAUCAACUUGUCUUGUCACAAAGAACCGAGGAGCACUUAACUGACUGAGAAACUGAGCGAAGGACGCGGCAGGACAGACAGCUUCAUACAAAGACUUAUGAGACAACAAACAUCCACUCUGUCUUUCUGUCUCGGCUCUCGAGUCGAGCUGACUGGUGCCAAGUGGAGAAUCUGGGAUUAUCUUGUAGGAAAUCUCACUCUACUGAAUGUGGAGUUUUACAAACCAAGGAAUUAACACACACACACACCUAAACAAAGUAUGUAUGUUUGUACUGUAUGUAUGGUAACGUACAUAAAUGUAUGGGCAGUCCUUAACAAAUUCUUUAUGCAUUUUUGUAUAUUUUUGUGUACAUCUACGCACAAAUCUAUACCUUAUAUAAAUAUAUAUACAUAUAGAAAUCUUACCUAUCCAAUCCAGAUGGCUUAGGAGAUUGUAAAACUAAAGAAGGGGAGUGGGUGUGAAGAUGCCAGCAAAGAGGAACGUUGAGGUGAUAUUCCGAGUUGUCUUUUUUUCUUUUUCAAGUUUUCCUUCUCUUAUAGUUUGUUAUGACCUAAUGCAGUUUGCACAGUGGUGAAGCCAUUGACUUGUUGGCACUUGAAGCCGGUGCUGAAAGCCGGCAGAUAAAGAGACAUUCAGAGAGGAGAGGCCAGUCCCAGGCUGCGACAUGUCCCGACAGCUGCACAGAGGACGAGGUUCAGGGGUCAGAGGGUUGGGUUAGGGGCAAAGACGGGCAUUGGGUAGGAUGAGGGCAUGUAGGGUGGGCGUGGGUAAAGACACUGUAAGUUCCCUGUUCCUACUUUGUUUCCCCGUAUGACUUUUCAUCCAGUUGCCUUACAAGACGUUGUUUCCACCAACUGUUUUGACUAAUAAGGCUGUUUCAUUUCAGUUAGAAACUAAACUCCUGAACUUCCUGUUAUUUCAUCACAACAUAUUGUCUGACUAGUAAAUGUUGCCAAACUGGUUUCUCACAACUCUGACGUCUAUGAAGGAUUCAUAGUUAACAUUUCUAAAGAACUUUUUGGGCAGCUUAUCUUAGCAAACCUUUGUCGAAGGAAGUGAGUCAGCCCUCUCGUAUUACUCCUCUUUUCCUGGGAGGAAGUUGUCCUAUCUUUUUUAGGAUGUUGGUACGGGUUCACUAAGUUUAAGACCCUGUCUCUGUGUUGGGAUUAUGGUGUUGUGGAUUGGGACUGGCCUCAGCUACAGACUGCACUUAUAUACUUCAAUAGCUUCACGUCCCUUAACUGCAUUGGAGAAAACAGAAGAAAGUUAUUUUCGUCAAAAAACGGUUUGUCUGAGUUGAUUCACCCUUAAGCCUUGGGUAAAUGAAAGAAAUAUUAAAGCCACAUUGAUAUAAAUAUAUAUAUUCUAGAGCUAAUAGUAAACAGAUCUACAUUAUUUUGUAUACCUGAGCAUGCUGUGGUACUGUAUGCUCUCUAACAGUUUACGUAGCCACGGGUUGGAUGUUGCUUUACAAGACGGGACGAUGAAUGAUGAGGACCGUUUUUUUAAACUGCUGUUGCUGCUGAACACAGCGGUAAACAGCAGCGGGUUAAAGAGUUUUCUCAGAUCCUGUCCACAUCAGAAGCACCUUAACAAGAAAGACACCAAACAUUUGAGCAAACGCUGCAGCACUUAGACCUAUGGAAAUUGCUGCGGGUACAUUGGGCGUCAUACAAGAAUAUCUUUGUAUAUUCUUAAACCUAAAUCAUUCCAUAGAGUAUAGGUUUAAAAAUUGCUUUAUAAGGCAACCUGGUUUGCUUUUUAUGGGAAUGUUUUAUUCACAAAAAAAAUCAACGUAACACAUUACAUUAGACUAAGCAGUAGUCUUAUACUGUAAAUGCAUUUGGGAAACAAUAGAAAUAGGACACGGUUGUCUUUGUGGUCUAUUGUAAAGCAGGAACGAUUAGAUAUGAAAUCAGAUGCUAAAAAACAUCAUGAUACUGUCAUCACAGCUUCUUUUAGUUUUGAGGAAGUUUCAUUCAACUAAAGGUCCUCCUCUGGUCUGUUGGUCUGAGACAGACAUGUAGUUGGUUGAAACAUAGCUAAUAAAACUAAAAGGAGAAUGUGACAAUUUCUUGCAUAGCGCCCACGGUUAUAGCAAACUACAGGUUUGGUUAAAGAGCGAGGAUGUGGACGGGCUCUAAACUGAGACAAAGAACUGGGUUACAGAGGGGACAGCAGUUGAAUCUGAACAGGGUUGGUUUGAGCUGGCCUUAUAUAAUCUUUCUAACUUGUUUCUAAUGCUGACUGUUAAAUACUUUGUAUCUCAGUUUAAAAAAACAUUGUGUACAAAGAAAAAUGAAACGUUUGUUCAUCUAUUAUUCGAAUCAGAACAUAGUAAAAAAGACAGAGAGCUGUCUUUUUUUUACCAGAACGGGUCACACAAGGUUUAUUACUCUGCAAUAUAUCAAAACAACUUUUUGCAGUAUUUUGUAGAUCCAAAACCGCAACAUUUUUUAAAUCUUCUUCUUUUGUACUAUAUCUAUUCUAUUAUACAAGAUCCAGCUCUAUAUGGCUUGUGGACUGAAGUUACAUUUCACCUGGGGUGUCCAAAAUGUAGGGCCCACGUGCCCAUUCCCAACCUCAAAGAGGCCCUCGCUAACACACA
Molecule: messenger RNA, 4547 nt
Organism: Notothenia coriiceps (black rockcod)
Lineage: Eukaryota; Metazoa; Chordata; Actinopteri; Perciformes; Nototheniidae
Product: dual specificity protein phosphatase 7-like
Exons: 3
Coding region: 490-1644 (384 amino acids)
Biological process (GO): negative regulation of MAPK cascade; peptidyl-tyrosine dephosphorylation
Cellular component (GO): cytoplasm; cytosol
Molecular function (GO): MAP kinase tyrosine phosphatase activity; protein tyrosine/threonine phosphatase activity; MAP kinase tyrosine/serine/threonine phosphatase activity
Source: RefSeq, a predicted model, not a curated record